ACACGGCUUCAGCUUUUCAAAAGGAAGUUCGUUUUUCCUAAAGUAAAGGAUCGAUUCAGAAUAUUAGCACCCAAGAUAAGUUUUUCUGUACAAAAAUGGAAGACCCGAAUGACAAAAUUGGCUGUAAUGGAAACCUUAUUGACUCCCGAAAAACGACGUGCGUUUAUUUUCACAGGCAUUAUUUACAAAAUUCAAGACUUCCUCUUUACUUCUUUUUUAUAUAGUAUUAUUAUAACCACAAGGCCAUUCAAUACGUCAGGGAUACGUAAGUUUAACAUAUUUUCCUUGUUUAUUUCUUACUGAUCAACUAUUGUACUUCUAAAUAAAUAUGUCUAUUUAUAUCUAUUAGGCAACAUUUGUGUGAUGAUGAAGUAAACCAUUUUCCGAACAAGCAAAUUACAAACUAGAAUAGGUUACCAUUAUGGUAAACUGGAUAAGGUUAGCACAUCUCAAUGGAGAUAAAAUUGCAUAUAUAUAUAUAUAUAUUUAUAUAUAUGUAUGGGAUUGGUAUAGAACAGGUACUAUUAUUUAAUAAAUGACCCUUAUUGCGUCUGGGCCGGAUUUAAUAAAAACAGAUAAUGAGAAAACAUCUUGUCAUGUUUCAAUGUGGUUUUAUAGGCAAAUUUGGCCUAUAUAUAAGUGUUCACGGUUUACUUCUAACAAAGAAUUACUAUAUUAUGGAACUACUCUAUAAAAUGAUUAUUUUCAUUCUUUGUAUGAUAUGGCGGCUCAUCUUGUUACGUCGCAGAUGCUCUUGAUUCCUAUAGGUAUGAUAUCAGGGUUAUGGGACUAUGUUUAACGCUUUCCCGCAUCCCACCAAUAUUUUCUAAUCCAAUCUCUUACUGCGUGGUUUUUAUAAUUUCUUAAUACCACUGCCAUUUAUUCUCAAAAAAAUAAAAUAAACAAAAAAUAAAAAAGAAUGUGUUCCUGUGGAAGUUGAAUAUUUGGAUAAGAUGGGUAUAUUGCUCUUUAGCAAUUUUUUUUUCUUCUUAUAAGCCCCGAUUAAGCAGACUUGAAAGGAAAGUACUAGUGGGGUUGAUGAACAAAUCAACAACGUCAUCAUAGCAAAGGGUGAAACCGCAUAAGGCCGGCAAAACGUUAGGCUUUUGCUGCACGCCGCGCGUGUGGUAGGAUUUAUUGUGGCAUGUGCACUUUUGGUACUUAUUUUCCCUCCUUCUCUCUUGUUGCGAUUUAGUUCUCAGGAAGAAAUUGUGUGAAUCGGAUAUUAAACCCCCGUAGUAAGGGCUUUGGCCAUGUCGCUUUGGUCCAGCGUUGUGUGCGCCUUUUUGCUGCUAUCCAUCACGGUCUCCGCGCAGCGAGAACGCCGGCGAUCCAUCGCGGGGUGGGUGGAGGCGGAUUCGGCGAUCCUGCCGUAUAUUACCAUUCGGGUGGUGGAUUCCCGUUCAGGGGUGGUCGUACGAACUGGCAACCUCGAUGUCACCAACACCUUCAGCUUUGCAGGGUUACCCGACACCGUCAAGGAAGUCCAGGUCCUUGUGGAGUGUUUUGACUCUCCUUUUCGAUUGAAUACGGCGGAUUCGGUUUUAGUGUUGCCUCUGGACGGCAGCAAGCCCCUUCACUUCAAAGUUGUCGUAGAAAAUACGACACGCGGCCCGUCGAAUUCGGUUGUUUCAUGGGAGGCGGACCGCUGUGGGAUUGCGCUCGCGACGCUAUUUUCGAUGGUCGGUAUGUGGAUAACUCGCCAUUCUUUGAUUUCUUUUAUUGACACCUUCUUGUUUAAGCUACCGAAGGCGAAAAGAAUUUUGGUUAAACGUUAAGCGCGUUUUUUUCUAUCCUAAUGCAUUUUUUCCUUCACCAUUAGCAUGCUUAUUUGUACGAAAAUAGUGCGAAGUUGUAAGAAUCUUAAUUCUGAGAUUCUGAUGUUGUAGUAACGGUUUUAACUUUUAAUAAAUUGGACCUUGUUUGGGUGUGUGACUAUUUUUGCUUUU
Phytomonas sp. Hart1 is the source of this 1949-nucleotide messenger RNA. The record is from the annotation of a GenBank genome assembly. Lineage: Eukaryota; Euglenozoa; Kinetoplastea; Trypanosomatida; Trypanosomatidae.